UCACCACUAGUAGCCCCUCCACUCUCCCAUUGGCUUUGCCGGCAUUUCAAUUCCAUUCCACCCGAUCCUUCUUCCUUUUUCUUCCUUUUUCCUUUGAAUGCUUGGCGGGUCCCUUGCACUAACCCUUGUGCAAUUUCAGAUAGUCCUGAUGCCCAUAAUUAUCAACUUCUACUUCUUCUUCUUCCCUCAUGUUGGGUUUCUCAAGUACCCAUCCCCCCCAACCCGCCAGAAAAAGGUGCAAAAAUGUACACACAGUCUUCCUUGGUUGCUAGAGCCAAUCAAAGGUUUGGAGGCCUUGGCCACUGGCAUACCCAUUUAAAGCCACUAGUUAACUACCUUAUUUUGUUCUCUCUGUUGAAGGCCAGUUAUUCAUCUAAGGGUCCUGAUAUUGAAGGUGAAGCUUUGAUUGAGUUGCUAACGGCUCUGAAUGACUCCAAUGGAAGUAUUACAGAUUGGAACGAUAAUUUUGUCAGCCCAUGCUUUAGUUGGUCUCAUGUGACUUGUAAAAAUGGAAAUGUUGUAGCCUUGAGCUUGGCUUCAAAAGGAUUUUCAGGAAAUCUCUCACCUUCAAUUACAAAAUUGCAAUUUCUGGUUACCUUGGAAUUACAGGAUAACAAUUUAUCAGGAGCAUUGCCCAACUAUCUUGGCAGUAUGGAGCGCCUACAAUUUCUGAAUCUUUCACACAAUAAUUUUAAUGGCCCCAUACCUAAUUCUUGGGGUCAGCUCUCCAGCCUAAAGCAUCUGGUUCUAAGCAGUAACCAUUUAAGUGGACAUGUGCCUGUAUCACUUGCAAAUAUUUUGGGCUUAAUAGAACUAGAUCUUUCAUCCAAUGGGCUAACUGGAAGAAUCCCAAUGCAGUUGUUUCAUUUGCCAUCAUUCAACUAUACAGGGAAUCGUCUUUCUUGUGGGUUGAGUUUGCAGCAGCCUUGUAUUUCAAGUUCUCCCAUUCCCGCAGUUUCUUCCAGGAAAUCAAGACUUGAAAUUGUCAUUUCUGGUGUAAGCUGUGGUGUGUUCAUUCUUCUGUCACUUGGGGCUAUUUUUACAUACCGAUACCAAAAAAUGCAUAGACUCGAGCGUGAUCUUUUUGUAGAUGUCUCUGGUGAAGAUGAUUGCAAAAUUUCAUUUGGCCAACUAAGAAGAUUCUCAUGGCGUGAGAUCCAGCUUGCUACUGAUAAUUUCAGCGAAAGCAGCAUAAUUGGUCAAGGAGGCUUUGGAAAAGUUUACAGGGGCGUUCUUUCAGAUAACACCAAGGUUGCCGUGAAACGUCUCACAGAUUAUCACAGUCCUGGAGGGGAGGCUGCCUUCCUGCGGGAAAUUCAAUUGAUUAGUGUUGCAGUUCACAGAAAUCUUCUCCGUUUGAUUGGGUUCUGUACAACAUCAUGUGAGAGAAUUCUCGUUUAUCCGUUCAUGCAAAAUCUCAGUGUUGCUUAUCGUUUAAGAGAUUUAAAGCCUGGAGAAAAGGGUUUGGACUGGCCAACAAGAAAGCGUGUGGCUUUUGGCGCAGCCCAUGGCUUGGAAUACCUACAUGAACAUUGCAAUCCUAAGAUCAUACAUCGUGAUUUGAAGGCUGCUAAUAUCCUUCUGGAUGAUGAUUUUGAAGCCGUUCUUGGAGAUUUUGGGCUAGCAAAACUAGUAGAUACAAAGUUGACUCAUGUUACAACUCAGAUUCGUGGGACUAUGGGACACAUUGCUCCAGAAUAUUUGUCUACUGGAAAAUCAUCAGAAAUGACAGAUGUGUUUGGGUAUGGCAUAACUCUUCUGGAGCUUGUAACUGGUCAGCGUGCAAUAGAUUUCUCUCGUCUUGAGGAAGAAGAGGAUGUUCUACUCCUUGAUCAUAUUAAGAAAUUGCUCAGAGAAAAGAGGUUGGUGGACAUUGUGGACGAAAACUUGAAGGACUACGACCCCAAGGAAGUUGAGACGAUUGUGCAGGUUGCAUUACUCUGCACCCAGAGUUCACCAGAAGACCGUCCAAGGAUGGCAGAAGUGGUCAGCAUGCUUCAAGGAGUGGGUUUGGCAGAGAGAUGGGCUGAAUGGGAGCAGCUUGAAGAAGUAAGAAAUCGAGAGUUCUCCCUCUUCUCCAGCCGUUUUGAAUGGGCCUAUGAAACUACAAAUGACCAAGAAGCUAUACAGUUGUCGCAAGCAAGAUAACCAGAGCUGCUCGGGAAUUCCCCUAAAGAUAUCUGCAUGGUUCUCUUACCAUUGCGAUCAUCCAUGCACCGUGCUGGAUUGACAAUAUUAUUCGAACAAACUUCUUGCCUAUUUUACGCGGUAUGGUAGUUAGUUGUUGGAACUGCUACUUUUUGGGUUGUCAUAUAUAUGAUGUAACGGUUGCAAUGUACUAUAAUCGUGCUCAUCUUCUUUUGUUUAUCUGCAUCCAGCAAUUAAUCCAAAUGGAUAUGUACGAUCUUUUGAUGAUUCCAGUGGCUUGGUUUUUGGGUUUUA
This is a messenger RNA of Diospyros lotus (date-plum), 2442 nucleotides long. Its product is annotated as probable LRR receptor-like serine/threonine-protein kinase At5g63710. Gene Ontology annotation, molecular function: protein kinase activity; protein binding; ATP binding. Gene Ontology annotation, biological process: protein phosphorylation. Lineage: Eukaryota; Viridiplantae; Streptophyta; Magnoliopsida; Ericales; Ebenaceae. The record is from RefSeq and is a predicted model, not a curated record. Bases 244 to 2148 code for a protein of 634 amino acids. The transcript has 12 exons.